AUGACGGUGCGAGUCACGGACAACGGAGCUGUCUCAGAGGCAUUCGCAGUGACCAACGGAGUGAAGCAGGGAUGCGUGCUGGCGCCCACCCUCUUCAUUCUUAUGUUCUCUGCCCUGCUGAUGGACACCUACGGUGAUGAACGUCCCGGGAUCCGCAUCGCCUACAGGACGGACGGUCACCUCCUGAAUCAACGACGGAUGCACUUCCAAUCGCGCGUAUCCACAACCACCGUUCACGAACUCCUCUUAGCCGACGACUGCGCCCUGAACACCACCUCGGAAGAAGCGAUGAAACGGAGCAUGGACCUGUUCUCCGCUUCCUGUGAGAAUUUUGGUCUGGUCAUCAACACGCAGAAGACGGUGGUCAUGCAUCAACCGCCACCCAACACAGCCACUCCUCCCAACGCACUGCCGCCGAAAUCAGUGUGA
Messenger RNA from Spirometra erinaceieuropaei, 429 nucleotides. The record is from the annotation of a GenBank genome assembly. NCBI's taxonomy places the organism in Eukaryota, Metazoa, Platyhelminthes, Cestoda, Diphyllobothriidea, Diphyllobothriidae.